GCUCAGAAGCUCUCGUUUGCGAUCAGUUUGCUCCUCUCCCGGUGGCCCGACAUGGAACGCCUCACUCGCCCCGAGUUGGUGCUCCACCUCCGAGCCUUGGGCGAGGAGAGUCCCGAGAACUGGACUCGCCUGGAAAUCAAGCAGCGCAUCCAGGAGAUCAACGAGGAGACACCUUCCAUGGCGACGGCGGCCCCCAACAAGACACCGUUGGAGACCCAGAUGGCACAGCUCAGCAAGAACAGCCGCAAGAAGAGCACGCUGCGCGAGCACUUGGAGAAGGAGCUGAACAUCGAGGUGUCCGACAUGGACACCGUGGCGGCCAUGCAGCGCAAGGCCACCAACAAGAUCCUCCAGGAAUGCCCGGUACAUGGAGCAGAUGCGAUGGGGUUUGGGAAGUACUCCCAGCUCAGCCUCCAGGAGACCUACCUGAAGGACCCCGACUACUGCCGCUGGGCGCGCGCUACCAAGGCGGAGGGCCCGUGCAACAUCCGUCUGGAACGAUUCGUGCGCUGGCUGGAGAAGGCCGAGGAAGAGGGGGGCCCCAAGGACAUGAUGAACGAGGUGAUUCCCAAGCCUUCGCGUCCCAAGGCCCGCAGCUACAAGGCGCAACCCUCAAGCAUGGCAUCCAGCAGCAGUGCACCACCGGUUCCUGUGCCAGAUCCUCGCGACGAGUUGCUGCUCAAGAUGACAGCAGCCCUUCAAGAUCUACGAGAGGAAGUGGAUCAGCUGCGAACCGAGAGGCCUCGCAAGGUGACGUCGAAUGCCGAGAAGUAG
Molecule: messenger RNA, 774 nt
Organism: Symbiodinium necroappetens
Lineage: Eukaryota; Dinophyceae; Suessiales; Symbiodiniaceae
Source: the annotation of a GenBank genome assembly